Molecule: messenger RNA, 2377 nt
Organism: Pogoniulus pusillus (Red-fronted tinkerbird)
Lineage: Eukaryota; Metazoa; Chordata; Aves; Piciformes; Lybiidae
Gene: PLEK2
Product: pleckstrin 2
Exons: 13
Coding region: 544-1611 (355 amino acids)
Biological process (GO): intracellular signal transduction; actin cytoskeleton organization
Cellular component (GO): plasma membrane
Source: RefSeq, a predicted model, not a curated record
GACCAAGAGAUUCUUGAGGAGUGACUUCGUCUUGCUGAACUCUGGACUUCCUUACAUAGCAACCAGGCAAGAGUUGAUGAACGUAUUUAUCAUGGCCAAGGGCUCCAGAAAUGCAAUGAAGAUCAGAGCUGGUGUUUAGACACAAACAGGCACUUGGUUUUAGAGGGGCUCAGGAGUGACAAGAGGUAUGCUGACCCUUGGGACCCCAAUGAGAUGUGUUUACUGGAUGAGAAAUGUGAAGCAGUGGAGUUGAUCAUCCUGCAGUUUUGGAGGGCUGUGACUUCUGCCUGCCAUGGAAUAGCUGAUUUGUGGCUGCUUUUACUGGCCGACUCCCUCAGCGCUGGUCUUGUGCUGCCCUGAAUUCUGUAGGAAGAGAGGAGGGGGGAAAACCCCACAGCGGGGAAGGGAGAAUGCGUCACGCUGGAGGAGGAGGAGGCUAGCAAAGAAAAAUGAGCUCUCUUAAAUCGCGUGCAGAAGGACAGGCUGCCAGGGUGGCUCCGGCGUCUCUCGCCAGAGGCUUGGCUCUCCUCCCGGCUGGCCACGAUGCAGGAGGCAGCUGGAGUGCUGAAGGAAGGCUUCCUGGUCAAGCGGGGCCAUAUUGUUCGUAACUGGAAAGUGAGAUGGUUCGUUCUGCUGCAGGAUAAGCUGCUCUACUACAAAAUUGAAGGAGGCAAGAAGGAGCCUUCUCCAAAGGGCAGGAUACUUUUGGAUGGCUGCACUAUUACUUGUCCAUGCCUGGAAUAUGAGAACAGACCGCUAGUCAUCAAACUAAAGACAAAAACCAAUACAGACUAUUUCCUUGACUGUUGCUCCAGGGAGGAGCGAGACUCUUGGGCUUUGGACAUCACUGGAGCUAUUCAUGCUGGUCACCCAGUGCAGGUACAAGAGCUUCACAGAAAGAAGAACUCCUUCAAGCUGCUAGAGAAUAUCAGCCUCCACCACAUAGUGGAGAGAAUGUGUGACAGCAGCACUGGAAUUAAGCUGACUCGCAACUUGGAGCAAGGCAGCAGAUACAAAGAGACUUUCACAGGUUCUGCCCUCGUAGACUGGCUCAUCUCCAGCAGCUUUGCCGUGUCACGGUUCGAGGCUGUCACCUUGGCGUCCAUGCUGAUGGAGGAGAACUUCCUCAAGCCGGUGGGAGCCCGCAGCACCGAGGCCACACGCUACAGUGACAUCUCUGAGCAGUUCCUCGACGACUCCACCGCGCUCUACAUGUUUGCUGAGAGCAGUAAGAAAAACACCGUUUCCAAGCAAGAGCUCCAGUUUAACAUCUCAGAGCUAAGUGGCACAAUUGUGAAGCAAGGAUUCCUGAUGAAACAGGGGCACAAGAGGAAAAACUGGAAAGUGAGGAGAUUUGUUUUGAGAGCUGAUCCUGCUUUUUUGCACUACUACGACCCCACUAAGGAAGAAAACAGGCCAGUAGGUGGAUUUUCUCUUCGGGGCUGCCUUGUCUCAGCUCUGGAGGACAACGGAGUCCCAGCAGGAGUGAAAGGCAACGUGCAAGGCAACCUCUUCAAAAUCAUUACCAAAAAGGACAUUCAUUACUAUAUCCAGGCUAGCUCCAAGGAGGAGCGAGCACAAUGGAUUGAGGCAAUCAAACCACUGACAUGACUCCUGCGUCACACUAAAGCACCUUCCUUGGCUGCACAAGAGACAAGAAGGAAACUAAUGCCCUAAACUGAAAGCACAUACUGAGAGAUGUUUUGCAUCGAGCUGCACCACAGUAAGCACCAUUGUGAAAGGCAGAGGGAAUCAGAACUGUGUGGUCCCAACACUUCAUCCAGCACGACUGAAGGGAGCUCAGAGGUGUGACUACCCAUGUGCCAUUCUCUGACAACGCUGAGUUUACAACACAUGUGAAAAAUACUCCAGGUGCUGUAGGGGGUAACAGUACAAACUCCUGCAGCAUCUUGCCUGGUUUGUUGGUGGGUCCCAGCACAUGCACACAGACUUAGCUCCCUUCCCAUAUUCUCCAGUCAGGAGCCCUGGGGAUUCAGUCACUUACUUUAGGACGCCUUUCCUCCGUCAUCGCCGCCUUGCUUCUCACACUUGCCUCUCUUGGAGUAGUCCCUGGAGAAGGUUUUGUUUUGUGUGUCAGGACAAAAAAACCCCAAACAAAACCCACAAAAUAAAGGGAGGAUGUGUGUGUGUGUGUGGGGUUAUCUCUGCCAAACACUAGCUGGUCACCACCCAGCUGAGCAGCUGAGUCAUGGCCCUUCAAACCUGAUCCCACUGGGGAGGCUCAGAAAUAACACAGUGAGGGUGAGAGCACAGGGAGGCUGCAGUGGUGGGCAUGAAAAACUUCCUUGAAGAAAAAACUGUCUGGAUGGCCAGGCCCAAAAAGUUGUGGUGAAUAAAUCCAGUUGGUGGUCUCUCA